GUGAGAAAAAGAUUCGCUUCCUACGCGACGCCUCGACCUCGAUUCCCCAUUCCCUUCCCUUUUCCCCUCCCGCGCCUCUGCCUCUCUCUCUCUCUCGUCGUCUUCUACCGGCACGGCGCAGCACGGAGCAUGGAGAUGGACCCGCCGCCGCCGCCACCCCUGCACGCCGACCGCCGCCUCCGCUUCCGCGACUACCUGCUCGCGCUGGAGGAGGAGCGACGCAAGAUCCAGGUGUUUCAGCGCGAGCUGCCCCUCUGCCUCGACCUCGUCACACAGACUAUCGAGGGAAUGAGGAGUCACAUGGACAGCGUCGUCGUCGGCAGCGAGGAGACGGUGAGCGACCACGGCGGCCCCGUGCUCGAGGAGUUCAUGCCGCUCAAGCCCACAACCCUCUCGUCCUCCUCCUCCCAGCCCCAGUCCCAGGACGAUCACGACAGCGCCCACUACCUUGAACACCGUCGCGCUGCCGCCGCCACGGCCAACGACGUUGUCGAUGCCGACAAGGACGACGAGGCGCUGGGAGAUCCGGAGACGGCAGCAGCCAGCAGCAGCAGGCCGUUGCCACAUCCGGAGACGAAGAAGGCGAUGCCGGACUGGCUGCAGUCCGUGCAGCUCUGGAGCAACCAACAACAGCCCUCCGUGUCCCCACCGCAGCACCAGGAUGAGCUGCUGCUGCCGUGCAGGCCGGUGGCGCUCAACGCCUGCAGGAAGUCCGGGGGCGCGUUCCAGCCGUUCGAGAAGGAGAAGAAGAAGGAGGACAAGGAGGAGAAGCAGCGCGCCGAGCUGGAGCUGCCGCUGCCGGCCGCGGCGAGCUCGGCCGUGGUCGGGGACAGCUGCGACAGGGCCGGCGCCACCGACACCGACACCGACACGGCCGAGAACAAUAAGGCUAGCAGCACCAAAGGCGGCAAGGACAAGGAGGCUCAGCUGUCGUCGCAGGCGCCCAGCCGGAAGGCGCGGCGGUGCUGGGCCCCGGAGCUCCACCGCCGGUUCCUGCAGGCGCUGCAGCAGCUCGGCGGGUCCCACGUGGCGACGCCCAAGCAGAUCCGGGAGCUCAUGAAUGUCGACGGCCUCACCAACGACGAGGUCAAGAGCCAUUUGCAGGUCAGGAGCUGCCUCGAAAAAAAAAAAGAGUGGAUUUUUUUUAAUUUUUUGCAGGUCAUCAGUCAUCAGUCAUCAGUAGCAUCUGUUCUCACUUCGCCCUUCAUUUUGAACAUCUUGGGCGGGCCUUCAGAAGUAUCGUCUCCACACUCGGCGUCCGAACUCGGCGGCGGCGGCGGUCCAGAGCGGCGGCACCAGCGUCGUUGCGCCGCCGGCCGCACCGCAGUUCGUCGUGGUGGGGGGCAUCUGGGUGCCACCGCCGGAGUACGCUGCGGCAGCCGCAGCGCAGCCGCAGCAGGUGCACGUGCACCUAGCCGGCGACGCGUCGGGAACGACGACAACAGCCGCCGACAAGGUGUACGCGCCGGUGGCGACGACGUUGACGCCCGCACCGCGACCGCGACCGCGUCCGGGUCCGGAGAGGCAGUCGAGCAGCUGCUCCGGCGCGCGGCGCAAUGGGGACGCCUGCUCUGGCUCGCCGGCCGUGUCAUCGUCGUCGUCGCAGACCGCCUCUGCCUAAUGAAACGCCGUCGGUCGGUCCCCAGCUUGGCUUCUAAUUUUAGCUGCUUACGUCCGGAGGUACAGACAGUCAGACGUACACACGUGGAUAUGCUAGCUUGAAUACGAUGUGAUCCAGCAUUUUGCUCUCUGUUUUUUGUGAUUAAAGAUAAAAGAAAGAAGAGUGAUAAAAAAAAAAGAAAAGGAAUCAUGCAUCUGUUGAA
Messenger RNA from Zea mays, 1823 nucleotides. RefSeq lists its product as uncharacterized. The record is from RefSeq and is a predicted model, not a curated record. The coding region runs from base 130 to 1722 and encodes 530 amino acids. The transcript has 3 exons. Gene Ontology annotation, biological process: regulation of DNA-templated transcription. Gene Ontology annotation, molecular function: DNA binding; DNA-binding transcription factor activity. NCBI's taxonomy places the organism in Eukaryota, Viridiplantae, Streptophyta, Magnoliopsida, Poales, Poaceae.